Molecule: messenger RNA, 8037 nt
Organism: Carlito syrichta (Philippine tarsier)
Lineage: Eukaryota; Metazoa; Chordata; Mammalia; Primates; Tarsiidae
Gene: CELF1
Product: CUGBP Elav-like family member 1
Exons: 16
Coding region: 351-1895 (514 amino acids)
Biological process (GO): regulation of alternative mRNA splicing, via spliceosome; mRNA splice site recognition
Cellular component (GO): nucleus; cytoplasm; ribonucleoprotein complex
Molecular function (GO): mRNA 3'-UTR binding
Source: RefSeq, a predicted model, not a curated record
ACUUUUCAGCUUUCUAUAUUUGUACAGCAACAGCAGGGGCAGCCCACUAGCUAGGCCAUGCGGCUGCCCUUGUGUACCGGCACUGACUCAGGCCUGCUCAGGACUCAGCCAGGUCUCACAAUGUGUGUUCGUUCUUAAGUGCGUCCAUCUGUCUGUGUACAGUUCUGUGGAGGACUGAAGUUUUCAAGUGAUAGAGGCUGAACGUAACUUCUUUUUUUCAAAGUUCCCUGUGUUUGUGAACUGAACUUGGGUGAAGUGAAAGCAUUGAGGAAGCUAAAGCUGUGUGUAUUUGUGGAUCAGACAAGUGCAGCAAGUUAAUAUCAUUGGCUUCUGAAGGGGAAAGUGAGGUGAUGGCUGCGUUUAAGUUGGAUUUCCUUCCAGAAAUGAUGGUGGAUCAUUGCUCUUUGAAUUCCAGUCCCGUCUCAAAGAAAAUGAACGGCACCCUGGACCACCCAGACCAACCGGAUCUUGAUGCUAUCAAGAUGUUUGUGGGCCAGGUUCCCAGGACCUGGUCAGAGAAGGACUUACGGGAACUCUUCGAACAGUAUGGUGCUGUCUAUGAAAUCAACGUCCUAAGAGAUAGGAGCCAAAACCCUCCUCAGAGCAAAGGGUGCUGUUUUGUUACAUUUUACACCCGUAAAGCUGCAUUAGAAGCUCAGAAUGCUCUUCACAACAUGAAGGUUCUUCCAGGGAUGCAUCAUCCUAUACAGAUGAAACCUGCUGACAGUGAGAAGAACAAUGCAGUGGAAGACAGGAAGCUGUUUAUUGGUAUGAUUUCCAAGAAGUGCACUGAAAAUGACAUCCGAGUCAUGUUCUCUUCAUUUGGACAGAUUGAAGAGUGCCGGAUAUUGCGGGGACCUGAUGGCCUGAGCCGAGGUUGUGCAUUUGUGACUUUUACAACAAGAGCCAUGGCACAGACAGCUAUCAAGGCAAUGCAUCAAGCACAGACCAUGGAGGGUUGCUCAUCUCCCAUGGUGGUGAAAUUUGCUGAUACACAGAAGGAUAAAGAACAGAAGAGAAUGGCCCAGCAGCUCCAGCAGCAGAUGCAGCAAAUCAGCGCAGCAUCUGUGUGGGGAAACCUUGCUGGUCUAAAUACUCUUGGACCCCAGUAUUUAGCACUUUAUUUGCAGCUCCUUCAGCAGACUGCCUCCUCUGGGAACCUCAACACCCUGAGCAGCCUCCACCCAAUGGGAGGGUUAAAUGCAAUGCAGUUACAGAAUUUGGCUGCCCUAGCUGCUGCAGCUAGUGCUGCUCAGAACACACCAAGUGGUACCAAUGCUCUCACUACAUCCAGCAGUCCCCUCAGCGUGCUCACCAGUUCAGCAGGGUCCUCACCUAGCUCCAGCAGCAGUAACUCUGUCAACCCCAUAGCCUCACUUGGAGCACUGCAGACAUUAGCAGGAGCAACAGCUGGCCUCAACGUUGGCUCUUUGGCAGGGAUGGCUGCCUUAAAUGGUGGCCUGGGCAGCAGUGGCCUUUCCAACGGCACUGGGAGCACCAUGGAGGCCCUUACUCAGGCCUAUUCGGGUAUCCAGCAAUAUGCUGCCGCAGCGCUCCCCACUCUGUACAACCAGAAUCUGUUGACACAGCAGAGUAUUGGUGCUGCUGGAAGCCAGAAGGAAGGUCCGGAGGGCGCCAACCUGUUCAUCUACCACCUGCCCCAGGAGUUUGGAGAUCAGGACCUGCUGCAGAUGUUUAUGCCCUUUGGGAAUGUCGUGUCUGCCAAGGUUUUUAUAGACAAGCAGACAAACCUGAGCAAGUGUUUUGGUUUUGUAAGUUACGACAAUCCUGUUUCGGCUCAAGCUGCCAUCCAGUCCAUGAACGGCUUUCAGAUCGGCAUGAAGCGGCUCAAAGUGCAGCUCAAACGUUCGAAGAAUGAUAGCAAGCCCUACUGAGCGUGCUCCCCUCUGAGACUGGAGUGAGAGGGUCUUCUGGCACAGCUUGCCCUGAAGACUCGGCUACUGCCUUCUGUGGGAGUUUCGCUUCGUGCAGAGGACAAGUUUGUGCUUUGGUUUCCAGUGUUUUACUUUGGAGUUUAGGUGCCAUAUCCUGAGUUUUUUUUUUUUUCUUUAUUUAAAGUUUGCUGUGUUUGUAACCAGUGUGUGUUGAGAAGGACCAACACCAAACCACCCUGGGGAAAAGGAAUGGGGAAACGUUUAAAAAAGAAGAUGGUCAGAAUUUCCCCCAGUUACUCCAAGAGAGAGGACUGAGUGAAACAAAAAACUGACUCCUGUAAUCUCCCUGAGUGCUAGGGUGGGUGAAAUGAGAACUGACAUCAGAGAACCAUAGGGGCAGAGCAACUAGGGAUGUCUGUGGAGGAGAGUGGGGGUGACUAGUCAUCUGGUGUCCUGGCAGCUGAAGGCUCAAACCUCUGCAUAGCUGCCUUCUGGGGAAGUAGCAAGUUUUUGCCACUUGUUUUUCAGAUUCUUGUCCAGCAUUUCUGCCUCUCUUUCCCAAAAAGGGGUUAAUAAUUCUCUAGAAAUAAAGCACCAAUUAAAUUAGCCUGACAUAUGCAAAAAUCAGGGAGCCAUUAACCACUCCCAGCUUUCCCAGCCAGCCAUUUGUAUUGGAUUGGCCCUGCCUGGCUGGCGGCUGUUUGGGAGAAGCAGCCAAAGGUAAUUUUCGUUUAUUUCAACACCAAAUUAGACCAUGGCCCAUUUCCAACAGGUCUUUUUUAAAAAGGCCUCUGUGGAAGACAUUGCCUUGUUUCCUUCCUUGCAGUUCACCACAGCAAGGCACGCCACCUCCAUCCCAAGCCACAGUUUUCUCAUGAGGGCAGCUUCAACAAGGGCUUGCAGUUCUAGCUGAAGGGGCACCUCUUCCAGGCAGAGUCAUUAAAAGCCACCUAGUUGGGGGAGGACCAGCUUGCUUCUUGCUGUACUGGAAUCAGAAAGUUCCUUCAAACCAGCAUGCUGCAUUUGCCAGAGGCCAGAAAUCCACCCUGACCUCCUUGAUUGAGGUGUUCCAGAUGUAGUGGUCCCUCAGGUCUGGCAGGCCCCUCUAGCCACUCCAGCCCCACCUUCUGCUCUUGAGGACAGGGAGACAACAGGACGUUUACAGCCUCCAUAUGGAUUUAAUGUUCAUUUACCUCAGUAUUACUUUGUUCAUUUUUGUCCUCGUACUACAGUUAACUCCCUGCUGCCUCCCACAGGUCUCACUCCAGCUCUUGCCUGUAACCUACCCGGCCUCUGAGCCUUGACUCUGCUCCCAAAAGUGUUGCGGGGGUGGAGAGCCAGAAAGGCCAUGCUGUCGGGAAUGUACACCUGGGCAGAGGUAGCCCUGUUAGGAUAUGACUACGGCCAGGGACUGGGUCCCUGGAAUCUUAAACCUCAUAAAUAUCAGUCCUGACCCCUAGCAGCAGAGAUAAAAAUAAAGGGGUUAGUUUGCUAUUAAGUCAGAUGGGGACUCUCUCCUUGUCAUGCUGUCCCAGUGGGUAACAGACAGGGAUUGACCGUCUUGCUGUUGUACAGGUAGUUGGUGGUGUUGGAGUAUCCCAUUGAAGCUGGGACAGCUGUUCCCUUCUCAUAGUGAUAACUUGGGUCUGUUGUCCUCUAAGAAACGUGAAGCAUACACUUCUUAAGCUGAACCACGUAAACUUGAAUUCUGCGCACUGGGAGAAAUAUGUCCUGUGUUUCAAAGGAUAAAACUGUUCUAAAGGCUUCCAGGGUCAUGAUGGGAUUUUUUAAAUAAAUGCAAAAAAUAAAUAUAAAAAAGAAAAAAGAAAACAAAAAAAAAAAAGAAAAAAAUGCUAGGUUGGGGAGGCGCUGUUCUGAAUCCCAACCGGCUGGAACCAAGAAUGUCGUUUCUAUUUUUAUAGAAGUUUUAUACAGCUCCGGGGUGGAGAAUAUUUAUUACCUAAAUUAUAUCUCUGGAAAAGGCCAGGAUUUUGUAGAAUCCAGAAUGUGAUUGUUGUACACACAGGGUGCUGUGUAUGAUUGAAACUACUGACUUUCUGUGGCCCGUUUGCAGCCCAGCAAACCUGCCCAAGGGGAAGGUGUUAAUGCUGUGAAUUGGCAGAGGAGAGAGAGCUGUGCUCCACAGGGUGCUGCCGGUGCUGUGCUCCCUAACCUUCUGUUCUGUCUUCUUCCUCGGCCAGAACUCCGUUCCCUCCCUACUUUCCAUCUUCUCUCCUUCUCCCCCAUCUCACCAUUAUUUGUCCAUGGAUUUGUCCUGGGCUCUGGGACCUUGUGAAACCAUUUUCCUGAUUACAUAGAGGCCAAGGUGCAAUCCACCGGCCUUUGAUACCAGGCCCCGAGGCUUCGGACCUGCUUGUGGGUUCUCUUCUAAAAGAAGUGCUUGCUCCAGCAGGGUCUCGGGCUGCUUAAGCAGCCAGCUGGUGAGACCACGCGUUUCUCUUCUCACCCUGCCCAGUGAGUUAGCACAGCAGCAGUACUACCCUUGAGAACAGUUCUCUCCCCAGGCCAAAGAUGGUUUUGUGAAGAAGCUGCUCCCCUAUAAGUCUCACGUGUGAAAGGGCUCAGCUCAGAGAGUGGAGACUCGCAGUCAAGUCUUAAGCAAUCCUUUCAUGUGUGGAGGUUUCAUUUAUAAUGUGUUUUCUGCUGUAGUUUUGUUUCUUACUUGGGUUAUAUCAUGAUAUUGAUUUGCCUUGAAUACAGCCAGACAACUGUCUCCUGGGUUCCACAUGAGUGGCCAAGGCCUGUGUGGAAGCUAAGAGCUUGGAUUUCUGGGUACAAAGGGCCAUCCCCAUGGGAUUGAGCGGAAAACCCAGCCCUCAUCCCUGAACAAUUUUCUACACCCCAGCCAGCAUCUUCUGCCUUCUCCCUGGCCUUGACCAGGGAGUGGAGGGAAAGGCUGAGGCUCUGCUCCCCCAGAGACCUUCACUUAGGAGUUGGGCGCUUCAUGGGAAAUCCAAGCCUUAGGUUCCCUUCUGUCUCUGGCAAGUGGAUGUGUUCUUGGUGUCCUCCAUGUCCUUUUGACUUUUCCCUGUGUCCAUUGUUAGCAUGUGCAAAAAGUUCCCUGUCAUUACCCAACCCCCGCCCCGCCCCGCCUCCUCAUUUCAGGGCUGUACACACAGUGAGUGUUCCUGUUCUCUCUCUCUUUGUUUGGAUGUAUUGCUCUGUGUAACUCAGUGGGUCUCCCUCUUUCUGGUUUGUUUUUUUUCUAGAUUCCUGCCGUUUGUUCAUCGUUGUGCCUAAAGCAUGUCGAUGUGGCGUCAAGUACAUCGUCCAAAUCCCUGUCUCUUCAGCUUCUCUGAUGCUUGAACUCUCACCUUUGACCUUGUGUUGACCUUUGAUGCUGACGUGUAUUUUUAUUAUGUUUGUUUCUUUCUUUGUUUUUUCUUUUUUCUUUCCUUUUUUUUCCCUUUUGUGCUGCCAAAUUGGUUUUGCUAGAACGACUGCUGAAGGGGAAAUAUUUAAACUUGCAUUUGAAUAUAAAAAAAUCUAUUUUUCUAGAACUUCAUAAGAUAACCACUUGAUUUUGUGAUUCCAAUUAUUUGUAACUGUCUUCAGAGCAGCCCUACUAGCACAUACCGCGUGGUGUUUGUAUUUCUGUGAACACACAGCCAGUCCGUUUCUAGGCUUUGUUUCUCUGUGUGCUUAGUUUUAAAGACAACUUUGAAGUAAACAAUGAAAUAAAAGAUGUCACUAAAACAUUUGAGGCUCCUGAGCACAUUUUGCUGACACAGUUUGUGGGGCUUGAGGAGACUGCAUGUGCUGUUCUUUUUAUGUUUCUGAGUUCUCCACUGCAGAAGCACCUGGACCCCUUCCUUUUUGACCGCGGCUGCAGUGUGGGCCCCAGCCUGCCCUUGUCUUUUUCUUUUGGUUCUCUUAACUCUGCGGGCGCCUUGGAUCGCGCUUGCCCCUCCCCUCAGCCCUGUGCUUGUCCUACAGUCUCCACGGCAAAAUGUGAUGCUUUGAUUUUUUUUCCUUUUUUUAGUUUUUGUUUUUGUAUUGUUUUUGUGUUUUCAUUUUGAAUUUUUUUCUUUCCUACUAAGAUUAUGCCCAGAAAAAACAAGUUUUGCAUGUUUCCUGCUGUUUCUUCACACCUUCGUAUAUAUCACCUUCACCUCUCUGUUUUCUAUAGUUUGUGCAAAAACUGAUCGAUUUAAAAGGGUUUCAAAGAAGCUGUUUUAAAUUGUUGUGGGGUUAUUUUUUUCAAGAUUGUAUUGUUUUGUUCUGAAGUGGCAACUUUCUCCUCUAUUGCCCUUAGAGCGUUUGCCUGUGCACUUAGACUGUCACCUCGUGUGGCCUCCAGGUCUCAGCAGGCGUCCAGGAGGCUGGCUGCUCUGCUGGGGGUGGGGCUGGGGGGCUGGAGAGGCAUGAGAAGCAGAGCCAGAGCCCAGAUGAUGACUGCAGGCGGGCAGGAGGCCUCUUUAGCGCACCAGGGGCAGUGAGCACCCAGAGGAGGAGGGUGCUCAUGGCCGCCCGUCUGCACACUAAGUAACCUCCACCUGCAGGCACUCUUCCUAGGUGACAAGCACAAUACUACAGUCUUCACACUGUUUACAGCCCCAGGCACCGGCCACCCCACUGGCUCUUCACCACAGCUCUGCUCUUGCUUAGCUAGUGGGGCAGGAGGAAGGGCAGGGCUUUUUUUAACUGGGUGAGGAGCCAAACAGCUACUGUCCCUAGGUGCCAGGCAAGCCAGUUCUUUGGUUCCCUGCGGGGACCUGACCCUCUUCUUUUGUGGCACCAUCCAGCCUCAGGGUCUCGGAGACUUGAGUAAGAAUGUGAAUGGUGUGGGGAGAGGCAAGGAGACGAGAGGUUACAGGGGGGAGCUUGGAGGGAGGAGGCUGCAGAGGGCAUGAUCCGAUAGCUCCCACCCAGACCUGAGCUGCUGGGGGGUGGGAGAGCUGAAAGGUAGGACUGUCGGGGAAGGGUGGAGAGGGGUAGCUGAGGGGCUGGGGAGGGGGCGGGGAAGGUAGAAGCACUGUCGAGCAUCAUCCAUGCCGGGGUCGAUGAAGGAGGGGGGUCCCGCCGGUUUCUGCCUGGGACCUGGCAGGUUGCCUGGUAUUAUGCCCGAGGCUGCUGUCGCUAGGAGGAAAGGGCAGCCCAGCCGAGGCCCCAUGCAUGGUAGGCUGCUGAGUUUCCUGGAAGGGGUGACUGGACGGAAAGAGACCAGCAGCCCCGGCCUGAGAGACCCUGCACGCCCCACAGUCUGACUGCACAGAGCCGCCCCUGUUGGCAGGAGGCACGGAGGCUCCCCUUCCUGUGUAUUGAGAAGCCGUGUUUGCCAAUGUAUUUUGCUUUCAAUUCCAAGAGGAGCUCUGGGAAAACCUGUGGAUAAAACCAAAUGCCAAACGUUGGACAUUGUUUCCUUUUCCUUUUCUCUCUCUGAUUGUUUUAAUUGUUCUGUGGUGGUUUUAAUGGAUUUGAGACCCUGGAGCGGCAGCUGCCUUUCUGAUUUCCAGCUGCUUUUUGUGAAUAAUUUAAAAAGAAAAAAAAAAGAAACUUUACAUUUUGGAGACAAACCUGUGUGAGUUUUUUAUUGGUACAAACGUUGUAUUUAACACUAGGGGUUUUGUACAGUUUUUUGCCUUUUCUACUAGAAAACAAUGUAAAGUGAUUUCACAAUGUGAAGAGAAAAAAAUUGCCACUAUGACCAAACGCACAGUCUGUUCUGCAGCAGCAACGGGAUUCAAUCAACUCAAAGUCGUGAUUCAGCCGUAGAAACGCUUUUCCUUUGCCUUGGUUGAGCCUUUCCUUUCUCUCCUGUUUUGAUUUGCAAAAGAAAAUGUCUUUUUUGUGUGAACUUGUGUUGUACUCUGUAGAAAAUUAUGGAUUUUACUUUAAUGGUUUUAAAAAAAAAAAAAGGCAAGAAGAGCCUUUGUCGCUUUUCUUACCUAAUCACAGAGUUUGUGUAGUGAAUUUAAAAAGAAAAAAAUUGUUACAAGUUUGGAGCAAGGGAGUAUGUGUUUAAAAGGAAUCUCCUUCCUUUUGUGUGUGUUUUUCCUUUUGUCCCAAUGGGGAACCUAAAUCUGUUUUAAUUGCACAGACACACGGACAAAAGUCAUUUUGUAUCUGCCAAGUGUGGUACCUUCCUUUGUUUAUUUGCUAUUAAACUGUUUGAGAAGAA